AUGGGGUCUCAGGAGAGGACAGGAAAUAUUGGGUCCUGGGGGAGGACAGGAAAUCUAGGGUCCUGGGGGAGGACAGGAAAUCUAGGGUCCUGGGGGAGGACAGGAAAUCUAGGGUCCCGGGAGUCUCACAAGAGUACAGGAAAUCUGGGGUCUCGGGAGAUGAUAGGAAAUCUGGGGUCUCGGGAGAUGAUAGGAAAUCUGGGGUCUCGGGAGAUGAUAGGAAAUCUGGGGUCUCGGGAGAUGAUAGGAAAUCUGGAGUCUCUGGAGAUGAUAGGAAAUCUGGGGACUCAUAAGAGGACUGGAAGUCUGGGUCUCAGAAGAUGA
This is a messenger RNA of Pecten maximus, 324 nucleotides long. Its product is annotated as MARCO-like protein. The transcript has a single exon. Lineage: Eukaryota; Metazoa; Mollusca; Bivalvia; Pectinida; Pectinidae. The coding region runs from base 1 to 324 and encodes 107 amino acids. The record is from RefSeq and is a predicted model, not a curated record.